UGCGCUCGCACCUACACCGUCAAAGCAGACGACACUUGUGAUAUCAUUGGCCAGAAGACCUUGACUUCGACUUACCAGAUCCUAGCCUUCAACCUGCCUUCUGCUGGAACGGGCUGCUAUAGUCUCGAGACUGGUGCUGAGCUCUGCCUUGGCCGGUAUGGCUCGGACUGCCAAUUGGUGCAUCGCGCCACUACCUCUGACACCUGCUACUCAAUUGCAGCACAAUAUGGCAUUGAGGUUUCCAUGAUGGAGACGAACAACCCUUCGAUGGACUGCGAUCAGAUCUACGAUGGACUCAACCUCUGUGUGGCAUCAGGGGUGGUCAGACCG
Molecule: messenger RNA, 330 nt
Organism: Microstroma glucosiphilum
Lineage: Eukaryota; Fungi; Basidiomycota; Exobasidiomycetes; Microstromatales; Microstromataceae
Exons: 2
Source: RefSeq, a predicted model, not a curated record